Molecule: messenger RNA, 8042 nt
Organism: Frankliniella occidentalis (western flower thrips)
Lineage: Eukaryota; Metazoa; Arthropoda; Insecta; Thysanoptera; Thripidae
Product: E3 ubiquitin-protein ligase MYCBP2-like
Exons: 31
Coding region: 461-7060 (2199 amino acids)
Cellular component (GO): nucleus
Source: RefSeq, a predicted model, not a curated record
AACUUGUCCUCUUUUCAAAAACAUCAAAUUCUACUGACUUACUUGUUUUUGUUACAAAUUUCAGAUACAUAACGAUGAUGGGGUCUGGCUUCGCCUAAAUGUGGAGACUGUCCGGAAGUAUUGUGGAAGUGGCUCAGGAGGAAGUUGGGGUGGAGGUGUGCAGCCUCUGGACCUUUCAAAUGACACCCCUCCGCACCGCAUCACCAUCCAAGAGGCUUGGUGCCUGCAAUAUAACCAGCACCUUGGAAAAACACUCCUACUACCUGUUGAGGAGCCUAAGGCUGUCACGGAACAAGUGCAGAGAGAUGCUAUAAUUAGAAGAUUGCCUGAUUUGAAUUCCAAGGAUGGGCGCGCUAAAACUAUCUGUGUUGGAUAUCCUGCAACAUAUCAUGUUGUGAAGUGUGGAGCUUCUGGGCAUAACAUAAGAAGUCGACCAAACUUGAAAGCUCCUCCUGUUGGAAUGCUAGUUCUUGGGAACACCAUUGAUAUCAUUGAUCAUGUGGUUACUCUAGAAGGAACAUGGGUACAACUGGACAAGAGUGCCAUGACUAAAUACUGCUUUAACUCAGAUGGAGAAGCGUGGUCACUAUCUAGUGGAAGAAAUGGCGCUGUUUAUCUUCAAGCUGAGGAUGAACUUUUUAAAGAAAUGUGCACUGACUCUGGAAAUCCAGAAAAUGCCUUUGGUGCCUCCCCCAAGAAAGGUUUUGACUUUAUCAAUACUUCUCCACACCAACUUAUGGCUUUUGGACUGUCAGAGGCAGAGCCCACGCCUGCUGCACCAUUCAAAUUUCAGCCUCAUAAUUCCCCUGGCCAAAGUCCAGAGAAAACUUCAGAGCCCAAAGGGUUUUGGGAUGAACCUGCUCCUUCUACACCACCAAAAACCUUCUUUUUUGGACCCCAGACUCAAACUAAUGUACCCCCACCGCCGAAAGUUGUUCCCAGGACUACAUCUGAUGGAGAAAGACGUCAUUCAACUUGUAAACCACCGCCUGAUGCUGAGAGGGAGAAAGACGGACAAAAGGAGAGGCGCCAGAGCAGUGAUGGAGGAAAAUUCGCAUCCCUACAAAGAUGGUUGAAAGGAGAUGAUGGAAAGAAACCACCAGAGCGCCCUUCUGCCCCACCAAGAGGUGAUAUGCCCCCAGAGCUUGUAGGUGUCUCUGUUAGGGAUUUGGUAAAAGCAAUUGGUGAAAGUUCUUCCAAUGGAAAUACAGCAACACCACCAAGCACCCCAAAAAGAAUGUCACGCAGCUCUAGUCCAAAGGCACCUCUUCUUUCCUCAUCUCAGAUUUCAGAAUCAUCAUCUUCAAGCCCUGUCCCAAUACCAGGUCGUGCCUUGUCUGGCAUGGUUUUAGAGAGUCCAAGCCCAAGUUCAAGUCCACAAGCUGCAGGUUCUAUGGGAAUAUCUCCACUAGUGUCGAGUGGUAUGGCAGAUUUUUCAUCACAGAGAAGGAGCUCCACCCAAAGUGACACGAGUGCAUUUGCGAGUAGUCUAACAAGAGACCAAUCUUCUGCGAGUCCUGGAAACACCAGAGAUCUAUCUCCUGGUUCUAGCUGCAGCAUACAGUCUGAGGGUUCUACCAAAGAGGACACUAUUGCUAAACAAGCUGAACAGGAGUCAGACAGUAGCAGCAAAUCAGUCAGUCAAGCCUACACACAGACUAGUCCAGAGGGAACAACUGUUGUUAAGGGCCGAUUCAGUAUGGGUACUGCUCACAGUGCUAAAGAUGAAACACGUUUAUCUCCUAAACUUUCUCGAAAGGCUGACAGAAGUUUGAAAGCUCGAGGUGGAAAGCGGGCUGUAUCCCCUUCCCCUGCGCCUUUACCCACCGCUAGAGUCAUACCACAACCUGUGAAGGAGGCUGUCAGUCCCUCUGUGGCAGAAAGUUUAAGAGCAGUAUUUGCAGCCUUUUUAUGGCAUGAAGGAAUAGUGCAUGAUGCAAUGGCCUGUGCCUCCUUCCUGAAAUUUCACCCAAAUCUUCCUAAACAAGGAGCUGUGGUUGUUACAAGACCUCAACCAAUAACUAGCAAACAGGGUGAUAAAGUCAGACAACGCCAUUCAGUAGAGGUCACAAAUGCUGGAAGCUAUUUGCAUAUACAACCAGCCACUCUUGAAUCCCUCACCCGUUCCGCUGCCAAUGCUAAUGCGAACCGCAGUCGCACUAAAAAGCCACAGACUCAAGCAGAAGCAAUCAUUCGAGAAGAAAGUGGAAUUCCUGGAGCUAUUGAUGGUGUACCACUACAACGGUCAGGAGCUUCAAGCUCUGGAGAACCCCUGCGAAGUGGGAUACCGCUACCAACUCAAACUGUAGCAAUCUUACCUCCAGCACUCAAAGCUCUUGUCCUACUCUGGGAGCAAUUGAGCACCAGCUGUCUCCAGGCAAUCAAUAACCAGGCAGCGUUGCUUAGCCCCAACCCGAGCACCUCCUCUCAAGCUCGAUCCCUGCAUCGCCUGAAACAAAAGGAGAAAGCUGUGUCAUUCAAGGAUCAAGAUGCCAACAAGGAAAACAAGGACACGAAAAAGUCGGGUCGCAAGAAGAAAGAAUGGCGUUUUGUCAGUGGCACGAACGCUGGCAUUUCAGCCAACGGCGCCGCCGCACCGGCCCUGGAGAACGAGACCGUCUGCGAGCUCUGCGGCAACUGCUACCCGCACCCGGUGACGUACCACAUGCGCGUGGCGCACCCGGGCUGCGGCGCUCACGCGGGAGGCAAGGGCUACAACAGCGGGGGCAACUUCUGCGUCGGCUGGGCCGGGAACUGUGGCGACGGAGGCAUCGGCGGGAGCUCUUGGUACCUCGUGUGUGAUGCCUGCAGGGAUCGGUAUCUGAGGACCAAGAAGUCAUCGGCCGGGCAGGGGCAGCCGGGCACGCCCAAGAAGUCGGGCAUUCCCUUGCGCAAGAGGAGCGUGUACUCGGGGCCAGGCACCCCCAUCAAGAUGCUCUCUCCCGGGGGCGCGGUCCCGCCUCAAGACGUGCACAUCAUCAUGAGGAACAAUGCCAUGUUCCUCCUGGAGCUUGCCAGCGCCGCCGGCUCGGGACUUCAUCUUGAGAGGAGGCCGUCCCCCAACAUGCCGACGGUGGCGGAGAACUACAGCCCGCAGGAGGCGUCGGGGCCCUUCACGCCCGUGGGGCCGUUCCAGUGCCUGGCGGCGCUCGGCGCCAACCCGUCGCAGCUGCGCGAGGACGCGGCGCACUCGCACGCCGCCGCCUUCCCCGGGUACCCGGGCUACGCCGGCCGGGCCGCCGCCGAGGAGAGCAACGGCAACGGCCACGGCCACGGCGGCCACCGCGGCGGCGGCGGCGCCAGGCCCGUGUCCGAGUUCUACUCGGACAUGGAGGCGGACGGCGCCCGCGGCCGCGGCCUGGGCCUCGGCUUCCACCGCUCCGUGUCCAUGGGCACCAACGGCGCGUCCUGGAGCAGACGCGAGGGCGACGGCAGGGUGGUCAUGAUGCGGCGCAGGAACAACAGCGGCGGCGAGCAGGUGUCCGGAGAUGGGGGGUCGUACUUGCUGUGCUACCCGUCGGCCGCCCUGCAGAAGCUGGUGCCCAACAUGGACCGCUCGGCGAUCGUGGCGAGCAGCUCGGCGUCCCCCGGCACGGUGCCCGGCACCAAUGCAGACAUCCUGAGCCGGCCCGUGAUGACCUUCCUCUUCCAGCACCACAACCUGGAGAGCCUCCAGUUCGCCAUGAAGCAGGCGCUGCGCAAGGCGUCGUGCCGGGUCUACGCUAUGCAGGCAUUAAAUUGGCUUCUGCACAAUGUCUCGCAACCCUGUAGUCUCCAUGACCUACUGUGGUGGCUGGUAGCAGCUUUGACAUCAUCCAGUCAAGAAUCAGAACAAGAAAUAGAGGCUAGCCGUGGAGACGCUCAUCGCAAAGAUGAUUUGGAUAUGCGUUCCAUUUGUGAACAUCCUUUGAGUGACAUCAGCAUUGCUGGAGAGGCAGUCCAUCCAUUGCCAUCCACAUUCCAUGGCCUACUACAAAGUGUGGCUGAUCUUAUGCUGUUGCUGCCACCUGGAUCUGCAUUGCAACAAAUGGCGGUGCAAUGCUGGGGUCUACGUUUUACUCCUCAAGAUCAUGUCUUCCUUCAUAGGUCUCAAGUAUUUAGCAACAUAAGUAAAAUAUUAUCUCAUACCGAGGAGGAACAGGAAGAUUUGACUAUGAGCAUGAAUGAAAGCCACCAAUCCAGCUUUUCACAGGUCUACUUCAACAAUGUGGAAAUUCUCAAAGAUCUCACCCCAGAUGUUGACAUCAAGGCAUCUAGCCGUCAAGCUAUGGUGAUGAGUUUGACUGAUAACUCAACUGAGACAUUUUGGGAAUCGGGUGAUGAAGACAGAAAUAAGACCAAGAUAAUAACAAUUACAUGUGACCCACGUGCCAAUCCCAGAAUGAUAUAUAUUCAUGUGGAUAACUGCAGAGACCUUGCAAAUAAAGUUUCAAGUGUUAUUCUUUUGACUGGCCAAGCUGUAGAUGAGUUGUACUUCAUACAGCAAACAGAUGUUGAAAAUCGAUCAACGGGCUGGAUAUGUUGUCCCAUUCUAGAAGCCAACCAUUCUGUCAUAAGACUGGAGCUGAAGGGGCCAGAUAAUUCUCUAAGAUUACGUCAAGUUAGAAUUUUGGGUGAUAUGCAAGGUGAAAGUACAAAAGUACGCCAGCGCAGUGCCCUGACUAUUCAGCAACGUAACUGUGAAGCAGAAACACUCAGAGUUUUCCGCCUAAUUACAAGCCAAGUUUUUGGUAAAUUGCUGCAACAGCAGCAAAUUUCUGACACUGACUCCCAGCAACCCUCAGGCCCUGAGCAGAGCGAUUCUGCUCAAAGAGAAGCUGAAGAGAACAAUGAUUUGAAAGAACACAUGGUUGGAAUACUUUUCAGUAGGAGCAAACUAACGCACCUGCAGAAGCAAGUUGUUAUUCAUAUCGUGCAGGCCAUUCGUAAAGAGGCACUCCAUGUUAGGGAGGAGUGGGAAAUACUCCUCUGCUCACCACCCAGCGCCUCAAGUGCUGGUCUUAAUGUUAGUUUUGGCAAUGGAGACAUGAUGAAGCAAGCCGAUGCAUACUGCUUUGAAAUGCUCUCCAUGGUACUUGCAUUGUCUGGAUCAAGUGUUGGCAAGGCUUACUUAUCUCAGCAGCAUGGCUUGAUCAGAGAUGUGCUCAGUCUCUUGCAUACAGGGUCAGCCAGAGUUCAGAGACAAGUGACAUCACUACUACGCAGAAUGCUUCCGGAGGUAGCACCUCAGUCUUUAGGCAGCAUCAUGAAUAUUGGCCAGCUCCCUCCUGCUGACUUUAGUAUUGUAACUGUUGUCAGUAAAACUUUGUCCCAAACAGAUUCGUCAUUUGAUAUCCACAAGGUCAGUAUUUUGGACGUAUUUUUGAGCUGCAUAGCCAAGGCCCUCACUGUUCAGGUGAAAGUCAAAGGGAAAGAAGCUGGGACAACAGGAGCUGGUAGUGGCAAAGGUCUGACCACUGUUACUUUGGCAACAUCCAUCCACCCUCGUGAUUUUGUUGGGGCUCGUUGGUGGCUGCGUGGGUGUAUAACACGCAAGCUUGCUGAAGUGAUAAUCCAGCUCCUCAAAGAUAUGGCUGCAGGUAAAAUUUCUGAUUCCUGGGCUGAGGUUACCAAAGGAGCAAUUGCGGAAAGUAUACUAAAUUUGACUCGCCUCGGAGAAACUGAAAGAGCUCCCACUGAAUGCCUUCGAACUCCUACCUUGUGGCUUGCCCUUGCUGCAUUAUGUGUGCUAGACAGUGAUCAUGUUGAGAGACUUUCAUCUGGAGAGUGGCGUGGUGCUGAUGGACAGCCUCCACCCCCAAGGCCAUUAUGUAGCAACCAUGAUGAUGGUGAGACCGGAGCCAUUAUUCAGUGCAGUGUCUGUGGUAAUUUGUGUGCUGAAUGUGAUCGUUUCCUGCAUCUUCACCGACGUACCCGCAUGCACCAGAGACAGGUGUGCAAAGAAGAGGAGGAAGCCAUUAAAGUCGAUCUCCAUGAGGGAUGCGGUCGUACAAAAUUAUUUUGGGUAAUGGCCUUGGCUGACAGUAGUACUUUGAAAGCAAUGGUUGAGUUCAGAGAACGGAGAUCAGGGAAAUCAGCCAACUUUAGUUCUGGAACAUGCCGAUUUUGUGGAGCAACUGGCAAUACAGGAUUACUUGCCAUCAGCAAUGUAUGCGCUGACCAAGAAUGCCAGGAACAUGCUAAAAAUGCAUGCACCAAACAUAAUCCCUGUGGUCAUGUAUGUGGAGGUAUUGUAGGUGAAACAGCAUGUCUACCUUGUCUCCAUGGUUGCUCAGGAAAUCCAAGUUUGAAGCAAGAUGCAGAUGACAUGUGCAUGAUUUGCUUCACUGAAGCUCUCUCUUGUGCUCCAGCAGUGCAGUUGUCUUGUGGCCAUGUAUUUCAUUUGCACUGCUGCCAAAAUGUGCUCAGCAAACGCUGGCCAGGCCCAAGAAUUACAUUUGGAUUUUCUCAGUGUCCUAUAUGCAAGGCUGCAAUUGAACAUGAAGUUCUAAAUGAAUUGUUAGGGCCAAUUAAGGAAUUAUUGGAAGACGUUCGUAGGAAGGCAUUAAUGAGACUUGAAUAUGAGGGUCUCCACCAGACAGAAGCUAUCACUACACCUGGAGCUCGAUUUUACAAUGAUCCAGCAGCUUAUGCAAUGGAUCGGUAUGCCUAUUAUGUGUGCUUCAAGUGUAAUAAGGCUUAUUAUGGUGGUGAAGCUCGCUGUGAUGCUGAAAUGGGAGAGCAGUAUGAUCCUACUGAACUAGUGUGCGGAGGAUGCAGUGAUGUAGCUAGUGCACAAAUGUGCCCUAAACAUGGCACAGACUUCCUUGAAUACAAAUGUCGAUAUUGUUGCUCUGUUGCUGUUUUCUUCUGCUUUGGUUCAACUCAUUUCUGCAAUCCAUGCCAUGAUGACUUUCAGCGAGUCACAAACAUCCCUAAAAAUGAGUUGCCAAGUUGUCCUGCAGGUCCUAAAGCAAAGCAGCUGGAAGGUGAUGAAUGCCCGUUGCAUGUAAAACACCCACCAACUGGUGAAGAAUUUGCUCUUGGAUGUGGUGUUUGUCGCAAUGCACACACUUUUUAACCACCAUUACUAUUAUCAUCUAACAAACCCAAUCCAUACUUAUACUAGUGGUACUACACUGUAACACGUCUGUAUAAUUAACCACCAAUAAUGUACUAUUCAUUUAUCUGCUCUUCAAUAUCAUCAACCAUUUUCUGCUUAGAAGCUAGAACUUAAUAGACUGAUGGCUUUAAGAAAAAAUUAGCCAUGAUGACAUUUUGUAACUAAUACUGCCCAAUUAUUGCCAAAGCAUACCUGAAUGUUCAACUGGAGUUGUGUAUGUUGUGUAUGUAUUGGAUUGACUUUCUAUUGUAUAACUCAUUCAUUGUAUUCUCAUAUCAUGAACAUGUCUUUUUCCUAUCUCAGUUUUUUUGAGUGUAGAAGAAUAUGAUCUAGUUUGUCAAUUGUGUUAUAUUAUUUAUGGUCUGAUAUUUGUUUUGUGAUUUUAGUGUGAGUGUGAUAUGCAGACUUUUUACAAUAUUUGUUUGUGUGCGUCGGAAUCAUACUUAUCUUGUUAUACUGAGUUAUUUGCAUUAAUUAAUCUGUUCUGUGGUUUUAUAUUUAUUUAUUUCCAAUGUGUUCAUUAUCUAGUUAAUUAUUAGGUGUACUUGGUAUUAGACAUUUAAUUUUACUAGUCUCAUUAUUUAUUUAACUUUUAAGUUCCAACCACAGUGCUUGGGGUUGGACCGUAACCUAACUAUAGAAAGUUCACCAAAGUGUCCCUUCUACAUUCCAUGUUUCUAUGUGAUAUUAUUUCUGGUCAUCAAUAAGUCAACUGUAAGGCAGAUCUACUGAUGAACCUCUAGAAACUCUAGUCAUUUUCUUUUUUUGAUCCUCUAUGAUCUCUUUACUUAAAAAUCUAUGUACUUAUCUCUCAAUUAAUUCCUAGAAUCAUGAAGUAUAUGAGUUUUGUCUAAUUUAUAAUCACAUGCUGUUUAAGUGAUUGCCCUCAGUAUUAGCCAUUUCUCCGGUAUAUUUUUACCUCUACUCACGAUUAUAUUAU